UCACUUAUUUGGGAAGUACCAUCAUCCAGUGCCAAUGGGUUGAUCUCUGACAAAAUCUCCGCACAGAUACAGAGGGCUAGUUUUGAAUAUGCCAGUUUACACCGUCUCUGGCGUGUAUUGCUUCUCAGUCCGCUCCGUCCUCCUUUAUGGCUGUGAGACCUGGCCAUUGAGAAUGGAGGACAUGAAAAGAUUAUCUGUCUUUGAUCGUAGAUGCCUGCGUUCUGUCUCCCGUGGGAAGUGGUAUAAUAAGGUGAGCAAUAUUGAGGUUAGGCGUCGAAUGAUACGUGAGGAAGGGAAAUCAAUCGACGAAGCUGUCAAGCUACAUCAACUGAGAUGGUUAGGGCAUGUGUUACGUAUGUCUAGUCAUCGCCUUCCUCGACGGGCAAUGUUAGCUGACAUAGGAUCAGGUUGGAAAAGAGCGGUCAAACCAAAAGAUGGCACCAGUCAAUGAAAUCCACAACACUUAGUCUAAGCCAUGUAGGAAGGUGUAAACUUCCUGGUCGGUUGGGGUCCUCGGGACGGUAAAAACCAUUGGUGAUAUGGCUCACAGUCGUUUUCAAUGAAUGGCACAGAUUCAACCACUCCUUGUAACUUAUGAUUUCCAAUGUAAGUAUAUUGUUCUUCGUUAUUACUAUUUCUUUGUCUCAUACCUCUGUUUACUGUCUCUAUUAUGCAUUUCUUCUAAUUUAUUCUCUUUCUCUGUUUGCUAUAUGGAGGGAGUGUGGCGACUUGAACUACUGCACAUCGGUGCAAAGUUCUAUGUCGAAAACA
Molecule: messenger RNA, 771 nt
Organism: Trichobilharzia regenti
Lineage: Eukaryota; Metazoa; Platyhelminthes; Trematoda; Strigeidida; Schistosomatidae
Source: the annotation of a GenBank genome assembly